Molecule: messenger RNA, 1851 nt
Organism: Exophiala aquamarina CBS 119918
Lineage: Eukaryota; Fungi; Ascomycota; Eurotiomycetes; Chaetothyriales; Herpotrichiellaceae
Exons: 1
Coding region: 1-1851 (616 amino acids)
Biological process (GO): 'de novo' pyrimidine nucleobase biosynthetic process; pyrimidine ribonucleotide biosynthetic process
Cellular component (GO): cytoplasm; mitochondrial inner membrane
Molecular function (GO): dihydroorotate dehydrogenase activity
Source: RefSeq, a predicted model, not a curated record
AUGAGACCACUUCUGAAAGGUCUGCUCCCUCGAGCUUCACGCGCACAACUUGCUGCAUCAACCCGCUUCAGCCAGGUUUCAAUAUCUCGACCCUCUAUACGCAGAUCGGCUUCUACAGACCAACAAGCAGCACCUACAGCCUCCCGUCUCCUCAAUUUCUUCUACGGCACUACCUUGGUGCUGGGACUUGGUAUCGUCUACGUUUACGUCACCGAUACGAGGGCAAGCAUUCAUCGCUAUGUGGUGAUUCCAGCCCUCCGUUUGAUCUACCGUGACGCUGAGGAGGCCCACCAUGCCGGUAAUCAUCUUUUGAAGUCUCUUUGGGAUUUUGGUCUUCACCCUAGAGAACGAGGAGAUCCAGAUGGUAGAAAGGACCUGGAAACAGAAGUCUUUGGCCAGAUACUACGAAAUCCGCUUGCCACCUCAGCCGGGAUCGACAAACAUGCUGACAUUCCCGACGCACUCUUUGCCAUCGGCCCCGCCGUUAUUGAGAUAGGAGGAACCACUCCCCUGCCCCAGAAUGGCAAUCCACAACCAAGAGUGUUCCGCUUGACAUCUCAGCAGGCGUUGAUCAACAGAUAUGGUUUGAAUUCAGAAGGCGCCGAUCAUGUCGCAAUGAGAUUACGGAACCGAGUUCGAAAAUUUGCUCAGGAACUUGGCCUUGGACAUGACGAGGUCGCAGAGAAGGCAGUUCUCGAUGGAAUUGCCGGCGUGCCUCCCGGGAGCUUGACACCGGGAAAAUUGUUAGCAGUCAACAUCGCCAAGAACAAGAUUACGCCCGAAGACGAUGUGGAGGCUGUCACCAGGGACUAUGUAUAUUGCGUGGACAAGCUUGGACCAUACGCUGACAUCUUGGUGGUCAAUGUUUCUAGUCCCAACACUCCAGGCCUUCGUUCUCUGCAACAAUCUGACAAGUUACAACAAAUCCUGACAGGAGUGGUAAAAGCUGCCCAUUCUGUGGAGCGACGUACGAAACCAAAGAUCAUGGUCAAGGUUAGCCCUGACGAGGACACAGAUGAACAGGUGUCUGGAAUCUGCGAAGCGGUCUGGGCUUCAGGAGUUGACGGUGUGAUCGUGGGGAAUACCACCAACAAGAGGCCUGAGACACUACCUCAUUUGAAGAAAUUUUCUCCUCUGGAAGAACAGCAUUUGCUUGAGAGAGGCGGGUUUUCGGGGCCUCAUCUUUUCGACCGUACGGUCUCACUGGUUAAGAAAUAUCGAAAACUUCUGGCCGAAAGGCCCACUCAAUUACAGCCGCCAGAAAAGACUCCAAGUGCUUUGGAGGCCGAGGUCAAACAUAUCGAGGCAUCAAUUCCGGCAAGUAUUGGACCAGCGCCCAGCUCCGGCCCGGACCCUGUCGUCGGUUCAGUAGAUACUGGUAUAAUCCCACUUCGAAACCCCUCGGAAAAGAGUGAGUCAGAGAAGCAGCCCCUCAUAAGUUUACCGGACCAUCGCUUCUAUGAUAAAGCAGAAGCAGAGCCAAUUCGGCUAGCAAGCACCAGUGAUAGUUUGACAGAUCCAACAAGGCUGGCCGGGGAAAGGGUACAGCUUCAGGCUAGUCAGGAAGCACUUGACCGGGUUCCACCUCAGACGGAGCGCGAAGCCACCGACCGAGCCAGUCAAGAUCCUCAAUUAGAUUCAACCGAUCAAGCAAAGGUGAUAUUCGCUACGGGAGGGAUAACAAACGGCAAGCAAGCCCUUGAAGUGCUGGACGCCGGUGCCGAUGUUGCCAUGAUUUACACUGCCUUGGUCUAUGGCGGUGUUGGCACGAUAUCAAGGGUGAAGGACGAAAUGCGAGAAGAAAUCCAACGUCAAGGCAAGGAAAAGCGAAUUGCCCGGGAGAAAAGUUAA